ACAUACACAGACAUGUACAUACACACACAAAAACAUGUACACACGCACAGAGACACAUGUACACAGACACAUGUACGUACAUACAUACACAGACACAUGUACGUACAUACAUACACACACACACACACACACACGUACAUACACGAAGACACAUGUACAGAUACACACAGACACAUGUACAAUUGCACAUGCAUACACAGACACACACAUGUACAUGUACACACACAACCCUAUAAAAAGUUGCAGAACUUCGUUGUUCACUCACAGAUCUUGGUACUGCACUAUAGGGGGAGGCAGAGAGCACAGCACACUCUCCUUCCUUUGCUUUCACUGCGCUCAGCUAUUGAGCAGUCCGACGGCUCCCAGUGCCAAAGACAGAUCCGGCCUGAGCUCCGAGCCUGCUCAGCAAGAUGGCCUUGGAGGACACACUUACCCCCACCAUAAUUUCCACUUGCCAUUGGCGAGCUGGCGAGUGGAAAUUUCAAGCCCUGAU
Molecule: messenger RNA, 493 nt
Organism: Staurois parvus
Lineage: Eukaryota; Metazoa; Chordata; Amphibia; Anura; Ranidae
Source: the annotation of a GenBank genome assembly